Molecule: messenger RNA, 3629 nt
Organism: Gadus macrocephalus (Pacific cod)
Lineage: Eukaryota; Metazoa; Chordata; Actinopteri; Gadiformes; Gadidae
Gene: nlrp12l
Product: NLR family pyrin domain containing 12-like
Molecular function (GO): protein binding
Source: RefSeq, a predicted model, not a curated record
GACUCAUCUUGUUUUGAAUGCGGUUUUGUUAAAAAUGCAGUUUGGAGCAAACACAGGAAAUCAACUUCCUGCCCAUGACCAGUGGCCGGUCCUCAGACUCUCAUGACUUAAGGGGAACAGAAGACUCCACUGACCAAAGGACGGAGGGAUCCGAACCGUCUGUGAUCAGCCGUGUCUCCAUGAAGAGUGACCAUUCAAUGGAUGUUCCGCUAAAAUUCAAGAAUAAUGUUCUCAACAAAAAAGAAUUAAGCAGUGCCUUGGAUCGGAAGUUAGCGGAUACCGAAGAAUAUAGUGAAGUUGCUGUUACCAACCAAAGUGCAUAUAAAAGCUUUCUAAAGAGGAAGCUUCAAAAUGUGCACGAGGGCAUCGGCGGGCAGCUGGGGAUUGCACGCCUUUUCCAGGAAGCCUACACAGAGCUCUACAUUGUGGAGGGGGACUGCACGCAGGUCAACAUGGAACAUGAGGUCAGGCAAAUGGAGGUGUGUACCAGGAAGUUACAGGCAGCCCCGGAAAAGGUGGUCAAGUGUGAGGACAUGUUCAAACCCCCGUCUGGGCAAGAGAGGCAAACGAGAGUGGUGUUGACAAAAGGACUGGCUGGCAUUGGCAAGACAUACUCUGUGCAGAAGUUAAUGUUGGACUGGGCUGAAGACAAAGCUUGCUCGGACAUUGGCUUUCUGUUGUCUCUGCAAUUCAGAGAGUUAAACCGCAUGAGGGACGAGCAACUGAGUUUGUUCGAACUCUUGAAGCGUUUUCAUAUGAUGAUUGAAGACGAAGACUUGCGUAACCUUGACAAGUACAGUGUCGUUAUUGUAUUCGAUGGCCUGGAUGAAUGCAGACUGCCCCUGGACUUCCAGAAGAACUCCCCAUGGACUGACAUGGCCAAAGCAACAUCAGUGGAUGUGCUGCUGACCAACCUCAUCAAAGGGGAUCUGUUGCCCAGUGCCUCUGUGUGGAUAACAUCCCGACCCGCUGCAGCAAACAAGAUCCCUCCUGGUUGCGUUGAUGUGGUUACAGAGAUACGUGGGUUCCUCGACCCACAGAAGGAGGAGUAUUUCAGAGGAAGGUUCAGUGAUGAAAACUUGGCCACCAGAGCCAUCUCGCAUGUCAAAUCCGCAAGAAGCCUCUACAUUAUGUGUCACAUCCCUCUCUUUUGUUGGAUCAUGGCCACAGUCCUGGAGGACAUGUUGGACCAAAAUGAGACGAGAGAGAUUCCCAAGACUCUGACUGAGAUGUACAUCCGCUUCCUGGAGAUUCAAACUCGAACAACGGCCUCAAAGUAUGGAGAUGCUGAUAGCAGUCAGGUCAUUCUGACUCUGGGGAAAGUAGCCUUCAUACAGUUGGAGAAAGGCCAUCUAAUUUUCUAUGAGGAGGAUUUGGUUGAGUGCGGCAUCGAUGUGAACAAGGCCGCUGUGUACUCAGGAGUGUUCACCCAGAUCUUUAAAGAGGAACACGGACUUUCCAGCAACAAAGUCUUCUGCUUUGUCCACUUGAGCAUUCAGGAGUUUCUAGCUGCGGUAUACAAAACUGAGUUGAACAGCCGUCCACCUGGCUUCUUCCAUUGGUUCUUUUCUUGGUUUAGAAACCAUGACAUUUACCAGCGCAGUGUUGACGACGCCCUUCAGACCAGCGAUGGACACUUGGACCUCUACCUCCGCUUCCUCCUGGGACUCUCCCUGGAGACCAACUGGAGUUCCCUUCAGAGCCUGCUGGAAGCAGCUCAGGCUGGAACCAGGUCAGGGAACAGGGAGAAGAUAUGUAAAUAUAUCAAAAAGAAGAUUGGGGAGAGCUCUUCCUCCGAAAGAUGUAUCAAUAUGUUUUAUUGCCUGAAUGAGCUCCACGACGACUCGCUGGUUGAAGAGGUUAAAAAAUUCCUUAACUCGAAAGACAAAGACAAACGUUCUCCUGCACAGUGGUCUGCCUUAGUGUUUGUGUUGCUCACAUCAGAGAACAAUCUGGAUGAGAUUGAUCUGAAGCAAUUCUGCGAAGAGGGACUUCUGAGGCUACUGCCAGUGGUCAAAACCUGCAAAAAUGCUCAGUUGAACCAGUGCAACCUCACAGCCAGCUCCUGUGAAGCUCUACGCAGCGCGCUGAGCUGCUCAACGCUGACAGAGCUGGAUCUGAGUCACAACAGUCUGCAGGACUCGGGAGCCGAGGUGCUCUUUGGUGAAAUGAGGAGUCCACGCUGUAAGCUGGAGGUGUUGAGGCUCUCAGGGUGUUUGCUCACACAGCAGAGCUGUGGUGCUCUGGCCUUGGCCCUGACCUCCAGUACUUCACUCAGAGAGCUGGACCUCAGUAUUAAUGACCUGAAGGACUCUGGGCUCCAACAGAUCUCUCCUGGCCUGGCCAGACUCCACAAGCUGAGCAUGAGCCAAUGCAGUUUGAGCCAUGCGUGCUGUGAGGCGCUGUCCUCAGCACUCAGCCAGCCCCACUCCGCCCUGAGAGAGAUGGACCUGAGCAACAACCACCUGCAGGAUCAGGGAGUGAAGCUGCUCUCGUCGGGACUCCAGAGUGUGAGCUGCCAACUGAGGAUAUUGAGGCUGUCUGGUUGUGGGGUCUCAGGGGAAGGCUGUGAUUCCUUGGCUCAUGUCCUGACCUGUAAGCAGUCCAAACUGACCGAGCUGGACCUCAGCUAUAAUCAUCUGGACGGACGGAAGCUGUCGGGGGCCAAACCAACCAUGAAACUUGAUGUGGAUCAUUGUGGAGAAUACAGGCUCCAACCUGGACUCCUAAAAUACGCCUGCAAGGUUACCAUGGACCCGCACACAGCGCACCAGAAUCUGGUCGUCUCCGACGACCACAGGACGACAACCUGGAAGCGACAGGCCCAGUCGCUGACUGACGCCGACCGAGCCGAGCGCUUCGACUCCCGACGACAGGUGCUGUGUGAGCAAGGGCUGACAGGAGGGCGGAGCUACUGGGAGGCGGAGAUAACGAGAGAGGUCGAUUUAGGAGUGGCGUACAGAAGGCUGAAGAGGAAAGGCGAGGAUGGGACCUUAAUAGGAGAAAGCAACUCAUGGUCAAUGUACCGCUCCGACACGAAUUACACCGUCCGUCACGAUGGCGCGUCCCACUCACUGCCCAUCACCCCGACCGCUUCGGAAAGAGUCGGGAUGUAUCUCGACUGGGCCAAAGGCACGCUGUCCUUCUACAGCGUCUACUCUGACCGACACACACACCUUUACACUUUCCAGGCCACGUUCACCGACCCCCUCUACCCCGCAUUCGGGUUUGGCGUUAAUGCGGUGGUUCAUCUGCCUCAGAUUCAGGCUGAUGGACGGCAGGAGCGUCCACCUGGGGCAGAGUGAGUGAGGAACUCUCAUUAAACCUGAGGUCAAGGGCGAUCAAGAGAUUCAUCCAUUGGAGUUGGGGGGGCAUCGACAAUACGGCGCACGUCAUGAAAAUUCGGUAUACAAGCUUUUCAAAAAUAAAUAAAAGUACACCUACUUUUGGACAGAGUUUUACUUUUGACUGACUACUGUAGAAACAGAUAGUCAAUAUAUUGUUCCGUCUCAAGUAAUCCUCUAGAAUGAAUCCAUUAUUAAAACAAUGUUUUGGGCUGUUUUAAUUUUUUAUACUUAGGUUUCGUAAGUGUGUCAAAUGUACUGAGUAAAUAAAUUGUAUCAAGUGCU